CCCUAGACAGGAUUUCAAAUUUUGAAUUCUUUCUCUCUCAAACGGUCGAUAGGGCAUGGAAGAUGUUCAGAGGUUAGACCCGGAGACGGAGUUUCUCUGCUCGAAGCAAGAGACGGGAAACGAAUGGGAACUCUUCAAGGAGAACGUGAGGCCACUGAAGAGAGGCCGUAACAUUCAUCUCUUGAACAACGCUCUCAAAGCUCAAACGGACAAUCAAUUGAAGCAUUCUCUUCUUGAGAACCGAAGGAAGUUGAUACAGGCUAUUGAUGAGUACCAAGGAGAUGAUCCUCUCCAGCCAUGGAUUCAGUGCAUAAAAUGGGUUCAGGAGGCCUUCCCUCCUGGUGGAGACUACUCAGGACUUGUUGUUAUUUAUGAACAAUGUGCACGCACUUUUUGGCAUGAAGACCGCUACAAGGAUGAUCUUCGCUACCUGAAAGUGUGGCUAGAAUAUGCUGAAAAUUGUGUUGAUGCGGAAGUCAUAUAUAGUUUUCUGGAUGCAAACAAAAUUGGGCAAUCACAUUCUUCGUACUAUAUAUCAUAUGCUCUUCACAUGGAGUCCAAAAAUAAGGUCAAAAGUGCCAAUGACAUAUUCAAUCUUGGGAUAGAAAGGAAUGCUCAACCAAUAGAAAAGUUGAAGGCAGCCUAUAAGAAAUUUUUUGCCCGCUGUCUAACAAGACCAAAAGCUACAGAGGAUGACUUAACAGAGAAGCAUUUACCAGUUCGAAGCUUUGGAACUGUCCUGGCUAGAGGAGAAAAUCAAAGACAAACUGCAGGGGGUUCUGAUCUUGCUAGGAAGAAACUGAAGCCAGAUAGGAAUAAUGCAAUUUCCAUAUAUAAAGAUACAGAUACUGGUGUUAGCAUGGUUCAUCAACCAGAUGGUUCAAACAAUGAAUUGAAAUUGUGGCAGAGUCUUGGAAGUCGAGCUGAGAGAAACAAAGAAAAUAAUGCAAUCCCUGCCAAGUGGACAUCAUAUAAGAUUCCACAAAGAGCUGUGCCUAGAAUUGGACGACCAGCUGCAACUCCCAGAAUUGAGGUGUUUGUUGAUGAGGAGUAUGCAGAAAUGCCUGAAAUGGGUGGUGAGGAUGGGAAGCCUUCAACUUCGCAGCUCGAGCAGGGGGAUGGCGUAGACCUUAAGAGGGAAACACAGUUAUUGAGGGAAAAUCCAUUGCGAAAUUUCCCACUCAACAGUCUUCCCAGAUGAUCAGCCAAAAAAUCAGUGGCCAGGGUUAGGAAGCCUUCAACCUUUGCCCACACAAGCAGGGAAAUGGCCUCCUUCUAGAUCAGAUUUACAUUCAUGUUCCUCAUGUUGUUUUAUCUUUAUAAUGGGUUAGCUUUUAUCUUUAAAGCUUGAAGAAGUUGAAUUUUUCCUGUUGCAUGUUAUUUUCUCAAACAUUGACCAUCGAACAAACUGUCCGGGGUAACGAGUUUGUGUCUAUGUUCAUGUUGUUGUGCCAUUUAUAUGGUGUUUUGAUAUUUCUAGGUAAUUCUGAUCCAACCC
Molecule: messenger RNA, 1498 nt
Organism: Vitis riparia (riverbank grape)
Lineage: Eukaryota; Viridiplantae; Streptophyta; Magnoliopsida; Vitales; Vitaceae
Product: mitotic spindle checkpoint protein BUBR1
Exons: 11
Coding region: 56-1201 (381 amino acids)
Biological process (GO): mitotic spindle assembly checkpoint signaling; meiotic sister chromatid cohesion, centromeric
Molecular function (GO): protein kinase activity
Source: RefSeq, a predicted model, not a curated record